UUGUGAGAGCAGCAGAACAGAGGAGGAGGAAGAAGAAGGAAGGAGGAGGAAUCAGAGCGAGAGAAACCGUGUGGCUGCAGUCAGGAGGGACACACACACUGAGAGAGCGAAAGAGGAGGAGAGACAGAGAGACGGUUUCCUCCCCUCUUCACCUCACUGACCCAUGAAAGAAGCCAUGCCGGUCCUCACAGCAGGAGCGGGGCUUCAUGAAACGUUGGCCCUGCUGACCUCUCAGCUGCGGCCCGACGCCAAUCACAAAGAGGACAUGGUCUUCCUCAAAGACGUCUUCAGUGAGAGGAGCUUGGGGUACCUGAUGAAGAUCCAUGAGAAGUUGAGACAGUAUGAGAGACAGAGUCCAACCCCCGUCCUUCACAGUGCCUCAUCUCUGGCAGAGGAUGUGACAGAGGAGCUGCAGAGCGGACCAAUGAGCACAGAGGAGAAGGAGCUGCUGCACCUGCUGUCCUCACCACAUUUCAAGGCCGUGCUCUCGGUGCAUGACACGGUGGCCCAGAAGAACUUUGAUCCUGUGCUGCCACCGCUCCCCGAUGACUUUGAGGACGAGCUGGAUGAAGAGUCGGUGAAGAUUGUGAGGCUGGUGAAGAACAAAGAGCCUCUGGGAGCAACCAUCAGGCGGGACGAAGCCACUGGGGUGGUGGUCGUGGCUCGGAUCAUGAGAGGAGGAGCAGCCGACCGAAGUGGUAGAUGA
This is a messenger RNA of Notothenia coriiceps (black rockcod), 706 nucleotides long. RefSeq names its product MAGUK p55 subfamily member 3-like. The record is from RefSeq and is a predicted model, not a curated record. The transcript has 7 exons. Bases 164 to 706 code for a protein of 180 amino acids. Lineage: Eukaryota; Metazoa; Chordata; Actinopteri; Perciformes; Nototheniidae. Gene Ontology annotation, molecular function: protein binding.